ACACACACACACACUCUCUUCCCCUCCCCAUUCGCUGCUCACCGCCAUCUCCUCGGGUUCCCCCGGACUCCAUGUUGGUGUCGCAGUGAAGAGGGAGAGACACAGUCAGACGGAGAGAGAGAGAGAGAGAGAGGAGGAGGAGGAGGAGGAGACGACGACGACGACAGGCGGCCCUAGCGACCUCGGCGAGCGGAUCACCGCCGCCCUAGCAGUGAGUAGUGGCAGCGCCGCCCCACCAUGUACAACGGCAUUGGCCUGCCCACCCCAAGGGGGAGCGGCACCAAUGGCUAUGUCCAGCGGAACCUGUCCUCCGUCCGCCACAAGAAGGACCGGGUGGAUUAUAAGUCGGAGGAGGAGCUGAAGAAGCUGGAGUCCGGCCUGGUGAAGAAGCCCAACCAGGACAUCCUGGACCAUGAGCGGAAGCGGAAGGUGGAGCUCAAGUGCAUCGAACUGGAAGAUUUGAUGGAGGAGCAGGGGUAUUCAGAGGAGGAGAUCCAACAGAAGGUGGCAACCUUUAGACAGAUGCUGGUGGAAAAAGAUGGAAGCCAGGGCAAAGAGGAGCCAAAAACCCGGACAGUUGUCGGCGAGACUCACCAACUGGCCGAGGCCAACGAGAAGAAGAAUGAGCGGCUGAGGGCGGCCUUUGGCAUCAGCGACAGCUACGUGGACGGCAGCUCCUUUGACCCCAAGAGGCGCACGCAAGAGGCGGCCGGCAAGAGCGACCAGCAGAAGCAGCACGGCAUCAUCCGCGAGGCUGUCCGGUCGCGAUCCCCUUCGCCCAAAAGGAGGAAGAAGAAGAAAGCUCGGAGCCGGGGUCGGUCGGCGAGUCCGUCCGCCCGCUCCAAGGAGAAGAAGAAAAAAAGCUCCAAGAAGAAGGGCAGGUCUCAGUCGAAGUCGAAAAGUAAAAAGAAACAUAGGUCCACGAGCCCCAAGUCUAAACGCGGGACGAAGGAGAAGAAGAGAAAGAGGAGCCCUAGCCACUCGCCCCCCCGCAAGCACCGGAGGGCGCGCAGCUCCUCCACCUCGCAGAAUUCCUCCUCCUCCCGGAGUUCCUCGCUGUCGCGGAGCAGGUCACGGAGCCCGAAGGUAGCGCCAGCAGCCCCCCCGGCCGCCAGGGGCAGCCCGUCGCCGCGACCGGCCGCGAGGUCGGAGCUCGAAGGUCGGACGGCAGAGUCGGCGGCGGCCCGCAGGACCUCGCCAGCCCGGGGACCCUCCCCGGCCUCGCCCGAGAGGCACGGCCCCAGGGCCAGGAGCACCAGCGGCAGCCCCAGACAGGACGCCGGCAGGAACAAGCGGGAGAGCUCGGUGGACGCCUCGCCGGUUCAGAGGUCACGGCCGCAGCCGGUGUCGCUCUCGCCGGCCGGGCCGAGCGAGCGGACCUCCUCCCGCUGGGCCGGGAGGAGGGGGUCUGGCUCGCCGGCGCCCGGCGGGGCCUCGGGGGAGCCGGGGAGCCGGGGCGGGAGGAACCCCCGGGGGAGGAGCAGGGGCUCGCCCCGCCCCCCCCCCACCACCCCGCCGGCCGCCCGGGGGUUCCCCCGCUCCCCCUCGCGGGGCACCCGGCACGAUCGGAGCCCGCCCCAGCCUCGCGGCAGCCGGCAGUCGCCCAGGAGGGGGGGGGGAGGAGGGGGAGCCUCUCCCCGGCGCGGGCGCUCUCCACCCCGGCGGGAGAGGCACAACAAGGCGCCGUCGUCGCCGCCGCCGCCGAGCCGGAGCGUGACCCCGAGGCGCGAGGGGUCGUCGCCGAGGCAAGCCAAGGCGCCGGCGGCGAGGAGGAGCGCCUCCCCCCGGCGCGAGACCUCGUCGUCCUCCUCGUCCAGGCGGGGGCGGUCGCCGCCGAGGCAGGCCCGGGCGUCGCCGGUGAGGAGCCCGUCGCCGCGGCGCCAGAGGUCGCCGCCCAGGAAGGGGAGCCCGUCGCCGCGGCGCGAGAGGUCGCCGCCGAGGAGGGGGAGGCCGUCGCCGAGGCGGGGGAGGUCGUCGCCGGGCAGGAGCGCGUCGCCCAGGCCCAAGAGGUCUUCGCCCUGGCGCGGGCGGUCGUCGCCGAGGCAAGCGAAGGCGUCGCCGAGGGGGAGUGCGUCGCCCAGGCCUCACCAGAGGUCGCCGUUCCGGUGCAAGAGGUCGCCGUCGAGGCAGAGCAAGGCCCCGCGCAGGGGGAGCGAGUCGCCGAGGCCCGAGAGGCCGUCGUUAAGGCCGGCUAAAGCGUCGCCGAGGAGGAGCAAGUCACCCAGGCGCCAGAGGUCACCGCCCAGGCGUGAGAGGUCAGCGCCGAGGACAGAGAAGUCGCCAGCAAGGAGGAGCCUGUCGCCAAGGCACCAGCGGUCACCGCCCAGGACAGAGAAGUCGCCGCCGAGGAGGAGCGUGUCGCCAAGGCGCCAGAGGUCAUCAUCAAGGACAGAGAGGUCACCGCCAAGGCGGAGUGUGUCGCCAAGGCGCCAGAGGUCAUCGCCAAGGAGAAGCGUGUCACCCAGGCGCCAGAGGUCGUCAUCAAGAACAGAGAGGUCAUCGCCGAGGAGGAGUGUGUCGCCAAGGCACCAGAGGCCAUCGCCAAGGGCGGAGAGGUCAUCACCAAGGAGGAGCGUGUCGCCAAGGCGCCAGAGGUCAUCGCCAAGGAGAAGCGUGUCGCCCAGGCACCAGAGGUCAUCGCCAAGGACAGAGGGGUCGUCACCCACCAGGAGCAUAUCGCCGAGACGGGAUAGGUCAUCUCCAAGGACGGAGAGUUCAUCGCCGCGGAGGAGCAUGUCGCCGAGGCAGAGCAAGGCAUCGCGAAAGGGGAGCGAGUCGCCGAGGGCCGAGAGGCCGUCGUUAAGGCAGACAAAGGCAUCGCCCAGAGGGAGCAAGUCACCGAGACGCCAGAGGUCAUCGCCCAGGCGUGAGAGGUCGCUGUCCAGGCAGAAUAAGGCAUCCCCAAGGAGGAGCAAGUCGCCGAGGCAGACCAAAGCAUCGCCGCGGGGGAGCGUGUCGCCGAGGCGCGAGAGGUCAUCGUCGAGGCAGAAUAAGGCAUCACCGAGGAGGAGCGAGUCACCACGGUGCCAGAGGUCAUCGCCGGAGCGUACCCAGCACUCGCCGCCCGAUUCGGAAAGGUUAUCGCCGCGGGGAGGGGCGUCGCCCGCCUGGCACAGCAAGAGCCCGCCGGGGACCAGCCCCACGCCGGGGGGGGUGGAGGGGCCGCCGCAGCCCGAGGACCGGCCGGCGCCGGCGCAGGAGCAGCUGCCGCCCGGCGGAAGCGGAAGCCCCGUGUCGCCGGAGGUGCGGAGGGCGGAGCCGGCCGGCGGUGGGGGGGGCGCCUCUCCGCCCUGCCGGCCGCCGGCCGAGGGGGGCAAGAGGCGCGAGGAGGGGCCGCCGCCCCAGGCGAGGACCCCGCCCGGCCGGCCGGCCGACCCCCCGUCCCCCGGCGCCGGUGCCGCCGCUCUCCGCCAGCGCACCCCCUCCGCGCCCAAGUCCCCCCAGCCCUCCCGCUCCCGCUCCCCCUCCCCCUCCCGGGCGACGGAGCAGGAACCCGCCCGCCGGCCCUCCCCUCCGAGCCAGCGACGCCGGACCUCCCGCUCUCCCUCCAGCUCCAGCUCGUCCGACUCGCUGAGCAGCCACUCGCCAACGCCGCCGAGGGAGCGAGACGAACGCAAGGAUCGCAACGCCGCCGCGAAACGCCGCGCUCGCAGCCGCAGCUCCUCGUCCGACCGGGGCCGACGCCGCUCCCGAUCGCCGGCCAGGAGGGGGGCCCCAGGACACGGCCGGCCGCGCCGCAGCCCCAGCGAGCCCCGGCGCCGAGGGGGGCGCGGGUCCCACCGCCGGCGCCAGCGAGGGCGGACCUCCAGCAGCCUCUCCGGCAGCUCCUCGUCCCGAUCGCGCUCGGCUCCGCGGCGGAGAGUUGAGCCCAAGCGACGCUCCCCUCCGCCUCACAGACGAAGGACACGGAGCCCACGGAAGCCAAUCGACUCCUUGCGCGAUUCCCGGUCGCUGAGUUAUUCGCCAGUGGAACGGAGGCGAUCUCGACAAUCCAGGGACACCUAUAGCAGACGAGAGCGAGAGCGUCGAAGGAGGCACUCGGACAGUGAAUCGCCAGUGAGGAAGAGACGCCACGACUCGCCCAGUCCUCGGGAUCGGAGGAGGUACCGCAGAUCUCCUUAGACCCGGUCUCCCUGGCAUCGGACACCAUCCUCCUCCCUUUUUGGGUUGGACAUCUUCCUGCUUCGUUUUAGGUUCCCCACCAUCUCUCCCCCACCCCUCCCAUCUCCCCUCCCUCCCCCCUACUUCCAGAGACUGUGAAGAGCAAGCCUUGUAUUAUUUUCCUUUUUUGGGUUUUUAUCUGUAUUAUCUUUUUUUUUUCCUCCUCCUUCCUCUGUUUUUUUUUAAAAAAAAAAGACUAUUGACGGACUGCGUUCGGUGUUAUCGAGACAUUCGGAAAAGAGGGUUGUUGCGUUUGUGGGUGGGG
Molecule: messenger RNA, 4426 nt
Organism: Carcharodon carcharias (great white shark)
Lineage: Eukaryota; Metazoa; Chordata; Chondrichthyes; Lamniformes; Lamnidae
Gene: srrm2
Product: serine/arginine repetitive matrix 2
Exons: 15
Coding region: 238-4122 (1294 amino acids)
Molecular function (GO): mRNA binding
Source: RefSeq, a predicted model, not a curated record